AAUUACAUCAUCAGUGAAGCUCCUCCCACACCGUUCACAUCCUCAGGGAAGCUCCGCCCCCAGCAGUUCCCCAAUAAAUGCUGGAAUAGUCCCAUCAGUUUACAACAGCAUCAGAUCAUCAGGAAGAGCUGAAAUCUGCAAGGACUGAGUUUCUUAAAGAGGACAGAGAGAAGAUGAGAGAUCCAGAACCCUGCAGAACCAAACUCACUGAAGACACUGAAGAACUAACAGAUCUGAUGGAAGAAAGCGAGGAGAGUGAAGAACUGAGUGAAGCAGAGGAGAAACAUCACGAGAACCCUGGAGAAAAACCUUUGAGUCGCUCAAAGACUAAAAAGACAUUUUUAAAUAAAAGAAGAGUCAAGAAAUCUUUGACCUGCUCUCAGUGUGGAAAGAGUUUCUCAACCAAACAACAUCUUGAUGUUCACAUGAGGAUCCACACUGGAGAGAAACCAUUCACAUGUGAUCUGUGCGGGAAGAGCUUCACACAAAAAAUACAUCUUACAAAACACAUCAAGAUCCACACCGGAGAGAAGCCGUUUAUCUGUGAUCAGUGUGAGAAGAGAUUUACAAACAAGAAUAGUCUUGAGCUUCACGUGAGAGUUCAUGCUCGCCAGAAACCGCUGACAUGUGAUGAGUGUGGAAAGAGAUUCAAGUGCCAGAAGAAUCUUGAGCUUCACAUGAGAAUCCACGCUGGAGAAAAGCCGUUCACCUGCUCUCAGUGUGGAAAGAGUUUCAAAAAUAAACGUAAUCUUGAUGUUCACAUGAGGAUUCAUACAGGAGAGAAACCAUUCACAUGUAAUCAGUGCGAGAAGAGCUUCACACAGAAACCACAUCUUACGAGUCACAUGAAGAUCCACACUGGAGAGAAACCUCACGCAUGUGAUCAGUGCGGGAAGAGCUUCACAGAUACAGGGAGACUCAAGAGACACAUGAGAGUUCACUCUGGAGAGAAGCCGUUCACGUGUGAUCUGUGCGGGAAGAGCUUCCCAUUUAAACAAAACCUCAAUCUUCACAUGAGCAUCCACACCAGAGAGAAACCGUUCAUGUGUGAUCAAUGUGAAAAGAGCUUCUCAAACAAACAAUGUCUUGAGCUUCACAUGAGAGUUCACACUGGAGAGAAGCCGUUCACGUGUGAUCUGUGCGGGAAGAGCUUCACACAGAGAGCACAUCUUAAGGGACACAUGAGGAUCCACACGGGAGAAAGACCGUAUGCAUGUGAUCAGUGUGGAAAGACUUUCACACAAUCACCACACCUUAAAGAACACAUGAAAAUCCACACCGGAGAGAAACCAUACAUGUGUGAUCAGUGUGAAAAGAGAUUUACAUACAAACAUGAACUUACUAUUCACACGAGGAUCCACACCGGAGAGAAGCCGUAUGCUUGUGAUCAGUGCGGCAAAAGAUUUGUUUCUGGAUCAAACCUGAAGAAUCACCUGACAGUUCAUACGAAGGAGAAGCCACAUUCAUGUUCUGAUUGUGGAAAGAGUUUUUCACUUCCGCAAAGUUUAAAAGGACAUCAGAAAAUACAUACCGGUGAAAAAUCUUACAUGUGCUUUGAGUGUGGGAAGACUUUUAUUUCAGCAAACUGUUUAAAACUGCACCAGAGGAUUCACACUGGAGAGAAACCUUACAAGUGUUCACACUGUGACAAGAGAUUCAGUCAGUCAGCAAGUCUGAGAAAACACGAGACGAUCCACAGCAGAGAGAAACCACACACAUGUGAUCAGUGCGGGAAGAGUUUUGCUUUUAAAAAUCACCUGAAGAUACACAAGAAGAUCCAUGCAGCGGAGAAACCUGAUCAGCGCAGUCUGAGAUCCCUGUAACAGAAAUGAGUCGAACCAGACAAAUUAAAGAGUCUAUCAAAGCGGUGUUUGUAACACGAGCCGAAUUCCUCAGGAAGUCAUAAAACACUCUGUGCCACCAGUCCCAAGGAAGAUAACCAACCAACCAACUUGUUCACACAACAGCUUUCAACAUUAACACCACUAGAACAAUUAUUGACAAUUUUAAUUCACAGAAGAGAUUGUCAAAUUUGUUGUUCGUAAUUGAAAUGCAACACUGGACAUCACGUGGAAACCCAUGAGUUACACACUUCCAUUUACUUCCCCCCCACCCAGCAGAA
Messenger RNA from Carassius auratus (goldfish), 2122 nucleotides. Its product is annotated as gastrula zinc finger protein XlCGF57.1-like. Bases 174 to 1823 code for a protein of 549 amino acids. The transcript has 2 exons. Gene Ontology annotation, cellular component: nucleus. Gene Ontology annotation, molecular function: RNA polymerase II transcription regulatory region sequence-specific DNA binding; DNA-binding transcription factor activity, RNA polymerase II-specific. NCBI's taxonomy places the organism in Eukaryota, Metazoa, Chordata, Actinopteri, Cypriniformes, Cyprinidae. Gene Ontology annotation, biological process: regulation of transcription by RNA polymerase II. The record is from RefSeq and is a predicted model, not a curated record.